AUGCAUCGUGCCUGUGGCUUGGUGUUUGGUCUGCCCGUCUCUGCUGCCCUUCUCGGCCGCCAAAAGGUGAAACGGCGCAUCAUCUGGCCUGACUCGACGUGGCAGGCGUCCCGGUUUCUUUUUAAUUUUUUUGCAGAGCGGUGCUGGUGUGGUGUGGAGUGGAGUGGUGUGGUGCAGGCGUGGAGCUCGGAUGUGUCAGUAAUAGAUGGGGUUUGCACAGCGGAUGCAGAGCACGGCCACUGUGCAGGCAUGCAGCGAGCCAUUGAUUCUCCGUCCCCAACCAAGCAGCGCAGCGCAGCGCAACGCACUUGGGCCGGCGCGGCAUGGCACCGUCAGAUAGAUGCUCCUUGGGGCCUUGGGAGCGUCACUAAGUUACUUGACAGUGGCAGACGCCGACGGUUGGGCGGGGUCGCCUUGGUCCAACCUGCAGGCGCAUAUCCGAAGCGUGGCGGGUUUGGCGACUGGCGACACCUGAAACCAACGCCGCCGUGUAGUACACACGUCGUCACCGUGUCGGACGCGCAAAACCGCCGUCUGCCUCACGACGAUGGCUAA
Bipolaris victoriae FI3 is the source of this 555-nucleotide messenger RNA. RefSeq lists its product as hypothetical. The transcript has a single exon. Lineage: Eukaryota; Fungi; Ascomycota; Dothideomycetes; Pleosporales; Pleosporaceae. Bases 1 to 555 code for a protein of 184 amino acids. The record is from RefSeq and is a predicted model, not a curated record.